GUACGUCCUAGCGGGUGAGGGUGCAGGCACCAUCUUCGCCAUCAACGAAUUAACAGGCGACAUCCACGCCAUGAAGAGGCUGGACCGCGAAGAGAAGGCCGAGUAUACGCUAACAGCCCAGGUCGUUAACGCCGACACAGACGAGCCCUUGGAGCCGCCGUCCGAGUUCAUCAUCAAAGUCCAGGACAUUAACGACAAUCCGCCGCAGUUCAACGAAGGGCCGUACCGAGCCUCUGUUCCAGAAAUGUCUGCUGUCGGUACUCCAGUUACCCGGGUAACAGCUACAGAUGCCGAUGAUCCGGUAUAUGGGAACAGCGCUAAACUUGUCUACAGCAUACUGGAGGGACAGCCGUAUUUCUCUGUAGACCCCAACUCAGCGACCAUAAAAAUCGCUCUCCAUGGGAUGGAUCGGGAGAUGAGAGAGGAGUACCUGGUGGUCAUUCAGGCGAAGGACAUGGGAGGUCACAUGGGAGGCUUGUCUGGAACCACGACUGUCACCGUCACGCUAACGGACAUCAACGACAACCCGCCAAAGUUCUCUAAAAGUCUGUAUGAGUUUGUGAUCCCUGAAGACCUACCGAUAGGGAAAAUGGGCGGCAAGGUGAAAGCAAAUGACAGAGACAUCGGCGAGAAUGCCAAGUCAACAUACAGCAUCAUUGAGGGAGAUGACCAAGGCAUGUUUGAGAUUAUUACCGACACACAGACACAAGAAGGGAUUCUUCGACUGAAAAAGUCAAUAGACUACGAGAGCAAGCGAGCCUACACCCUGAAAGUUGAAGCCACCAACAUCCGCUCUGAGCCCGGCAGUGGCGGGCCCUUCAAGGACACAGCUACAGUAAAGAUUACGGUGGAAGACGCUGACGAACCCCCUGUUUUCUUCAAACCAGUGUACUUACUGGAAGUAAAUGAGAAUGCUCCCAUCAACACGGUCAUAGGCACGGUCACGGCCAGAGAUCCAGAUUCUACCGGAAGCCUUGUCAGGUACUUCAUCGAUCGGCACACGGACCUGGAGAGGCAGUUCAACAUCAACGUGGAUGAUGGGAAGAUCACACUGGCCAAACCGCUGGAUCGGGAGACGGACAUGUGGCACAACAUCACAGUAACCGCCACAGAAGUCAGAAACCACAGUCAGAUAUCAAGGGCGAUUGUGGCUAUCCGAGUAAUGGACAUUAACGACAAUGCCCCUGAAUUUGCCACGGAAUACGAGGCCUUUCUGUGUGAAAAUGGAAAACCUGGACAGGUGAUCCAGACCGUUAGUGCAGUGGACAAAGACGACCCAAUCCAGGGUCACUACUUUGACUACCGUCUAGUCCCGGAGAUGCUCAACAACCCCAAUUUCACCAUCAAAAACAACCAAGACAAUUCAAUCAGUGUCCUGGCCAAGCACGAUACCUUCCGGCGACAGAAACAGGAGAUGUACUUCCUGCCAAUCAUUGUGACGGACAAUGGGAAUCCACCAAUGAGCAGCACCAACACCUUGACAAUCCGAGUCUGUGGGUGCAGUAAGGACGGCAUUGUCCAGUCCUGCAAUGUUGAGGCCUACGUCUUACCGAUCGGCCUUAGUAUGGGAGCUCUCAUUGCCAUCCUGGCCUGCAUUAUACUUCUAUUAGUUGUACUAUUUGUGACCCUGAGGAGACACAAGAAUGAGCCCCUCAUUAUAAAGGACGACGAAGACGUUCGGGAGAAUAUCAUCCGUUACGACGAUGAAGGAGGCGGCGAGGAGGACACGGAGGCUUUCGACAUCGCAACGCUGCAGAACCCGGAUGGCAUCAACGGUUACCUGCCUCGCAAGGACAUCAAGCCCGACCUGCAGUUUAUGCCCCGGGCAGGCCAACACUCUGGUCCAAAUGGCGUGGACGUGGACGAAUUCAUAAAUGUAAGGCUCCACGAGGCAGACAAUGACCCCACAGCACCGCCUUACGACUCCAUCCAGAUCUAUGGGUAUGAGGGUCGGGGAUCCAUUGCCGGCUCCCUCAGCUCGCUGGAGACGGCGUCGUCAGACUCGGACCAGAACUAUGACUAUCUCAGAGAGUGGGGCCCACGCUUCAGAAGACUUGGGGAGCUCUACUCUGUGGGCGAGAGCGAUCGCGAGACCUGACCUUUGGUUUAUUAGAAAAAAAGACCUUUUCCAAAUUUUCUUUUAUGUCCACAUACUUGUGUAUUAAAUGCUAGGGGGUUUGCUGGCUUUUAGAAACUGGUGUUUAAAAAGAGAAAACAGUUAAUAAGAAGGGAGGCCACCUUUUUGUAUUCUUCUUAGAGUGAGGUAUAGCAGUCGUCAUCCACUAUGUCAAGCGCAUUGUAAUUGUUGAGCCAAACAAUGUCUUUAUUAGGAGAUCUAUGAUUCUUGUGGAGUGUAACUUAGAUUCCGUUGUGGAGUGUCUAGCAGUAUUUUGGGUGUUAGUCAUUUGCCGUGAC
Messenger RNA from Plectropomus leopardus (leopard coralgrouper), 2415 nucleotides. RefSeq names its product cadherin 8 (gene cdh8). The record is from RefSeq and is a predicted model, not a curated record. Lineage: Eukaryota; Metazoa; Chordata; Actinopteri; Perciformes; Serranidae. Gene Ontology annotation, molecular function: beta-catenin binding; cadherin binding; calcium ion binding. Gene Ontology annotation, cellular component: axon terminus; synaptic cleft; adherens junction. Gene Ontology annotation, biological process: calcium-dependent cell-cell adhesion; cell migration; cell morphogenesis.